CACUCUCAUAUCCUCCAGUGUGUGUGUGUAUGUGUGUGUGCUGCUUACACAGCCUCACAGACAGCAGCAGCAGGUUGAUACACACAAAGACAGUGAACGCUUCCUGGUGCAGAGCCCUUUUGAAGAACUUUGAGCAUUCCUCUCCUACAGCACAGUCUCCUCCUACACAGAGGAAGAUGACGAUACCAGCUAGCAGUCUCCUGAUUGGCCUGAUGUGUCAGGUAACCUGCAUGUGGGCCUUUGCUCGCCUGCCUGAGGAUGCAGAACAGCGGUCUGCCUUCUCAGUGGCACGCACCAGCAGCAUGGAGGGUGGACCAAAGAUGGUGGUGACCUUUGACAAGGAGUAUGUUAACAUCGGUGGGGACUUUGAUCCAAAGGCAGGCAUGUUCCGCUGCCGCAUCCCCGGAGCAUACUACUUCUCUUUCACAGUGGGGAAAUUCCCACGUCGUGACCUGUCAGUCAUGCUAAUGAAGAACAGGAAUGAYGUGCAGGCKAUUGUGUAUGAUGAGAAUGCGGGAGAYGAGCGUAAYGUGCAGAGCCAAAGCGCCAUGCUGCAGCUGGACUUUGGUGACACAGUCUGGCUCCGCCUUCACGGUGAUCCCCGCUAUGCCAUCUACAGCAACACAGGUCACUACACCACCUUUAACGGCUACCUAAUCUACCCUGACACCUACACCUUCAGACCCCAAGCACGAGGACCCAACUCSRAUGAGGACCAGAGGUCAGCUUUCUCUGUUGGCCGCACUCAGAGCAUCGUAGGGGUGGACCAGGGCUUCCCAGAGCACCGUCCUAUCGCCUUUGACACAGACUUUGUCAACAUUGGCGCUGACUUUAACGUCACCGAAGGUGUAUUCACCUGCCGUAUUCCAGGAGCCUACUUCUUCUCCUUCAAUGCUGGCAAGCUUCCCCACAAAACACUAUCAGUCAAGCUGAUGAAGAACCACCUGGAGGUGCAGGCCAUGAUCUACGAUGACAGUGACACUGAAAAGGCUCUGCAGAGCCAGAGUCUGAUGCUGUCUCUGCGCCGUGGUGAUAUCGUCUGGCUUUAUAGCCACCAGCGCGAUGGCUUUGGAGCAUACAGCAACCAUGCCAAGUAUAUUACCUUCACUGGAUUCCUGGUCUAUCCAGAACUCCAAAAACCACCCACCAAUCAGCAGCAACAGCAGAGCCGGAAGCCAUAAGGGACAGUGUCAAGAACACAGUUGGCUGUGGACGUACUACACUCAAUUAUUCUAUGUCCAGCUAAUUCUUUCAAUGGGUUUACUUUGUCAAACUCCAACUUGGAGUCUUGAAUUGAAUGAAGAUGUUACUACUUGCUAGCAUUUCUGAUAUUUUCAGGAUAUGAUGUCUCAGUUAAUACUUACUUAUCUGGAUUUUUAACAUACCUUUAUCAAAUGUCUUGAAAGGCAUGGUCAAAUAAUGGGGACACUUGUUUUGUGUCAAAAUGAGUAUUUUUCCUUCAUUUUAGAGUGAGUUUCUGCUGAGGCCAGUGUCUGAUCACAAUGAAAUAAAAUGAAAUUUUGAACCAAAAAGCAUGACCAACCUUUAGAAUAAAAUGUCCCUUUACCCUGCAGGGCUGUCCAUUGGACGAAGACAGACACCAUACUCACCCUGGUUGUAGCUUGAAGUCUGAGCACAUUCUCACAGAGCACAUGCUAGUUUUGGACCUCGGGGCACCAGACUCAUAAUUUAAUUUCUAACUUAGUAGAGUUGAAUUAGUUUCCUCAGAUGGUCAACGCUGUGGAGAAAAUUGAAUUGCCUAUAUCAUCCCUUAUGAUAAUCGUGCCGGUUUAAUUCACACACCCCAAGAGAGAAAAAUGCUGUUCAAAUUGUGCCAGACUUCAGCAAAUUACAGUCUCAGUUUGAGAGGUCAUUUAAACAACAUGUAAAAAUAGCAUAUAGUCCAAUUGUAAUGUUCGUUUUACGCUCCUGCAAAUACUGUAUUUUGAUUCUCCACAUCAGUGUUGUGGGCCUAUUGGGUUCUCUACACCAUCUCUGGGUAGUGUUCCUUUUGAAUUAGCGUCUUAUCAAAAGGCAUAAACACAAAAUGUGACACAAUGAAUAAUGAGACAGUAUUUCAGCAAUAGUUAGUCUCCCAGUUAAUAGUCAUCUACUAUGCGAAUAGCAGGUUGAUGUUUGUCAUGAAUCUUGCCCUGGAGGCAGAACUGAGUCAUUUGCCCUAGAUGGGCCAGCUGCAAAGUCAAAACUGUAUUUCUGGUCUUAAUUUAAGGUUAGGGCUAGGCAUUAUGUUUAGCUGUGUAGUUAAGGUUAUGUUUAAAAUCAGAUUUUAUGACUUUCUGGCUGUGCCAGCUAGUGACCACUCUGCAUAGCUGCCUCCAGAACAAGAUUCAUGAAGAAAAAAAACUAACCUGCCUGUGACUGCGUUGAGUCAGGCAUAUACUCACUCCUGUGGUGCUGCCCUUACACAACCUACUUUUGGAGAGCAUCCUUCGUCACACUCUUGACUCCCUAAUUGUGGCAACUUUUGUACUUUGAGGGUGGAAUGACUUUUUCGAUACAGCGAUUUGAAAAAUAUUUAAAACUGAUGUAUAAUUUUUCAAUUUGUAUGCGAAAAUUAUAGUUUAGCAUUUGCUUUGUAGUUCAAUUUCAAUCAUUCUGUGCAUGGACUGCAAUAGGAAAGAGUCCUCUUGAGUUGAGUGGACCAAAUUUGUAUAACAGCUUUAAUUAUAUUUAAAAACCACUAGCAUGAUAACUUGUGAGGGAGUAAGGAACCCACCAAAAGUAUUAUUUCAUAGAGCUCAGUGAGAUCAAUUUCCAGAGAGAUAACAAGCAUUAUGAUUUUUGGAAUUGAGUCUUACAGAAUAUUUUGACUUAUAAUUUCAUGCAUGCUGUCAUGGAGAAUAAUCGUCUAACAGCUUUGCAGAUCUUUGUGAUGAGACCGUAUUUCUAUCCAUAUGUGAUUUUUGGUAAAUAACUUUGUUGUAAGUGGUAUGUUGGUGACUUGUGCUUAUAUCUUUGUCCUUACAAAGGAAUGAUUGUAAACGAAAUAACCUUUUGCCCUGGGUACAUUCAACCCAUGUGUUAGUACAGUCAGCUUCUUGUUGGCUCCUUGAGAUGUUCAAAAUARUUCUUAUACAAUGGAUGCUUAGGAACGUGUGAAGCAGAAUAAAUAAAAGUUUGUGUUUA
Molecule: messenger RNA, 3147 nt
Organism: Salvelinus sp. IW2-2015
Lineage: Eukaryota; Metazoa; Chordata; Actinopteri; Salmoniformes; Salmonidae
Source: RefSeq, a predicted model, not a curated record